UCCAGUGGCAGAGUUGGUCCUUUAUUAAAAGUACAUUGUUCACACAGGACUCAAAAACCCACACAAAUCUUCAAACAACCUGAUUCAUUCCUAAUGUGGAAAGCAGCCUGAGGACAAAAAGUCUGAAAACAAUUUUGGGCAUCAGUUUCACAAUAUAGAGUAUACUGCUAAAAGGCAAAUGCCAUGCUCUCGCCUUCAGGAAAGCAUUUAUUUUUUAACACAGAUGUAAGACAUCUCCCAUUUGGUUCCAGGAUACUCAGCCUGCCUUCUCUUUCUGUGUUUGCUGUCUCCAUAGCAACAAACUUCUCUAUUUCCUCUCCACUGCUGCCUGUGCUGUUAUGUGGCCAGGUGUGCUGUGUUAUGUAGGGACCUACAUGCCAUCCUUUUGACAUACUAACCUGUGUCCUAAUAGACCUGCUGAUAUCCUUGGUUAAGAACAUUUGACACCAGGUAAAGCAUGAAGGGAACAGACCCCGUGCAGGAUAAAUGGAAACAAACGGGCUGGAAGAUAGAGCAGAAGUAUCCAUGCAAGGUGCUGGUAGGAAACUGGGCAGAAGACAGACUUAAGUUCACUCAGGAGCCAACGACAGCCAACAGCACCAAUCGUGUAGACUACCGGCCCCACUGGGACUUCAAGCCAGACGUUUCUGAGAGAGGAUCGGCCCUGCUGAGAGCUGAGGGGCUUCCAUCCAAACUUCUAUUUGCCUAUGUUGGCCCACCACCCUAUCAUUACUCUGUCACGCAGUAUGGAGAGAGCUAUGGGCGGAAGCACAACAAUGCUUUGCCCACUCUGCGACCCUGCCAUCCCGGCAGCUUGACAUGGCAGCUUGAAAGGACUGAACAGCCAAUUUCUGCCAACUUUGACGCGCUGCACUCCACAAAGCAUUGUUUGGAAAAGCAGCAGUCACGCCUCCCAUCGCUGACUGUGUACAGGUCAGUGUACCAGAGGCACCCACUUAGUGCCUUCUGCCAGAGCCGCUCUGCCAGGACCUCACGCAUGCUCUCCAGCCACCUCCACGCAGCCAAUCACAACAACAAGGACCUGGAUCUGAGACGGCGCCCGCUGCUGCAAAUCCCAGAUCAUUGUUUCAGUCAAAGUCCACAAAUGCAACAGGUUUAUAGACAGAACUGUUGCUCUUGAAUUAGACAUGUUAAGUUCACAUGACAGAAUGAGAACCACAUUUCUUUCUUUCUUAAAAAUUAACAAAAGGUAAAUUGUCGAUAAUGAUCGUUGUGUGUAUGAAUUGGGAUCAAAAAAGUUUUCUAAUCCUUCUCUAAUCUAAAUGGGUUAUCAUUAACAUUAUACAUGAAAACACACAGAGAUUUUAAGAUUUUACUGAUCACUUUUAAAGCACGUAUGGGUCUGGCUUCUAGCUACAUAAUUUGGGUUGCAAAUUAGACAUGGCUAAAAACCUGCAUGCAUGGCAUAUACUUUGUAUUUUACAUAUGAAGCAAUGCUCUUUGCAUUAAAUAAAAUAAAUAAUUGUUGAUCCAGUAUGAACCAGGCUGCAGCCUUAAGGUGGAGCACUUCUGAUCUUUCCAUUGCUCUGAGAGGAUCCGUCUCUAAAACUCACUUUUAUAGACUUGCUGUUAUGUGAUGAAGUGUUUGUUUUCCCUUUAUAGAAAAUCUUCCAUUCACUUUUUUGGCCCAUCUUAUUGCUUUUUAACCUUGUAAUUUGCCUAAUAUCCUCAAUUUAUUUUAUUGCGUUUUGUUGCCUUUAUUUAUUUUUUAUUGUAUUUAUUUCUCAUUUGUUUUUUUUUAAUCUCUUAAUUACAUCCAUGUUCUUACAUCUUUGGUCCUCUUGUCCUUAGUUUAUGUAACUGGGUGCUUGGGUUCUACUGAUGUUUAGGUUAAUAAUGUUGGAUGGUUGUUAGGGUUCUAAUGAUGUUUAGAUUAAUUAUGGUGGUUGGUUGAGAGGGUUCUAAUGAUGUCUAGGUCAAUUAUGUUGGUUGCUUGUUUUGUUGGUUGGUUGCUUGUUUGGGUCCUAAUGGUGUUUAGGAUAAUUUUGUUGGUUGGUUGUUUGGGUUCUUAUUUUGUUUAGGUUGAUCACGUUGGGGGGUUGUAUGAAUUCCAAUGAUGUUUCAGUUAAUUAUGUUAGUUAGUUUUUUGGGUUCUAAUUAUGUUUAGGUUAAUGUUGUUGGAUGGUUGCAUGGGUUCUAAUGAUGUUUAGGUUUAUUAUGUUGGUUAGAUGGUUGUUUGGGUUCUAAUGAUUUUAAGGCUAAUCAUUUUGGUUGGUUGGUUGUUUGGGUUCUAAUGAUGUUAAGGUUAAUUAUGUUGGCUGUUUUUUUGGGUUCUAAUUAUGUUUAGAUUAAUUAUGUAGGUUGUUUGGGUGCUUUUGCUGUCUUGGUUUUCUGUCAUUUCUUUGGCUUCUUUUGUGUUUGGGUUCUCAUACUUUGGUUGUAUGAUUCUUCUUUUCUGUGUCAACACUUGUUUUUAAAGGUGCUUUAUAACCAUUAAGGAAUAGAUGUAUCAAUACAGUUUUUGAUUGAAAGACCUGGAAUCAUAUUCUAGACAUAUCACACUUUUCAGUCAUUAACUUAAUGUUUUAAUAUUACAUUUUGCAAAUGCAAGAAAGUAGGCCAACACAUAACUGCAUUAUAGUUUGAUAUGUGAAUGAUUAUUUAUUUAUAUAUUUUAGUAAGAUUCUUCUACAAAACACAAUGUAUAAUUAUUGUGGGCUUCAUUUUAAAUGAUACAUUUAUUGGCAUGUCUGCAGAUAUAAAACACGUAUUUUUUUUUUUCCAUGUGCAGAGUUACAAAUAAAAGGUAAAAUAUUAAUCUGACUGAAUGCUUACGUCUAAAUGAAGGGUAGCGGCUCAAAGCAAAAAGCUGGAAUACUCCUAUCUUAGGUUGCCUUCAUGCUGUUUGUUA
Molecule: messenger RNA, 2872 nt
Organism: Labrus mixtus (cuckoo wrasse)
Lineage: Eukaryota; Metazoa; Chordata; Actinopteri; Labriformes; Labridae
Gene: cfap107
Product: cilia and flagella associated protein 107
Exons: 4
Coding region: 458-1141 (227 amino acids)
Source: RefSeq, a predicted model, not a curated record